Messenger RNA from Bolinopsis microptera, 2388 nucleotides. Its product is annotated as spatacsin-like. NCBI's taxonomy places the organism in Eukaryota, Metazoa, Ctenophora, Tentaculata, Lobata, Bolinopsidae. The record is from RefSeq and is a predicted model, not a curated record. The transcript has a single exon. Gene Ontology annotation, cellular component: cytoplasm. Bases 15 to 2306 code for a protein of 763 amino acids.
ACCCAGACGCAAUCAUGUUUACUAAAACUGAAAUUCACAGGACCAUAUCAACAGCUGUGUUUGAGGAAGAAGCUGCCGAAGUACUUGAUCAGAUGAUUAAAAAUGAACAGUAUGAUCUCGCUAGAAAAUUCGCCCAGAUUGCUGGUUUUAAUACGGCUGAUGCUAUUUUUAAUCAGAUAAAAAAUCAGUUGAACCGUUUCAAGAGUUCCAACUUGUGGAAAAGCCUUCAAAGUAGACUGAACUUUUGGAGCAUCAUUAAAAACAGACUCGAACUCUUCCAAACCGAGCUUGGAGAGAGAGGGCCUAUCAUAAGAGCCAAGUUUUAUCUCCAAGAGGGAUGCAACUCGGAGCUUGGAGAGAUCGAACGGAGUUAUUUGAUCAGUCAAGGGCUGUCCGCUAUUAUAACUUGCAUACCGCCAGCCAUCGGUCCGGCACAAGCAGAUCGUCUCACCAGAUUCUACUGGGUGGUUCUUGCAAAUGCAUAUCUCAACAAGACAGAACCGGUCAUAACUUUCUUCAGCCCACUCGAGGAAAUACAAGACUGGGAGCUAAUCGAUGUCCCAAAGCGCUCCCCAGGUUACCAGUUUCCUGACUAUUCGUUCGAUAUUGAUGCGGAAGUUGACGCUAAAGUUGAGGAAUUUGUAGCCCAAUUUCUGCAAGCAGGCUCGUUACAGCGGGCAGAACGUCUCGCCCAACUCUUUUCAGUUAACAGUCAAGACUUGGAGGUCGUGAGGGCAUGUAUGGAUGUUGCUGAAGAGUUCGUCACUAUGAAAUCUUUGCCGGAGUCGGUGAUUUCUCUGAUAACGGAGAGAUAUUCAAUUAUGUCACAAUCCACUGUGAUAUUAGCUUCGGAGCAAGGCAACAGACAGAGGAUCGAGGAGUGGAGUUACAAGAAGAGAGUUAGAAGUGUUAGUACUCGAUUUGAGGGCCAGACUUCAAUGUCACUUUACUCAGAGUCUGAAGAUCAAUGGCAGGAACCCGGAUCAGUUGGGAAAACUUCAAAAGAUUGGGCUGCUCUGGAUGAGAUCUAUAUUGGCGAUCUGCUAGGAACAUAUGUUAAAUCAGGAAGUGGUUUGUGUGAAAUGUUCUCAACAUUUUACAAAAUUUCAAAAGAACUAGGAAUGGUUUACCGCCAUAACCAUGCUGCGAAGAAACACCUCGAAGUUCUUGUGCGACACAAAGCAUCUGCAAACGUAUUAAAACAGUAUGUAGCAUUCCGGAAUCUUAGUAGCAGUGAUAUCUCAAGUUUCAUUGUGAAGAUACUUAAGAAAUGGAUGGUCACCGCAACAUUUGCCAAGGAUCUGCCUUUUUCAGAGUUUAAGAAGUUGGCAGAUCUUGUUUCUGACGUCAAUAUUCUUGCCUCCGUGAUUUGGGACGAUCUUUUACCCAAGUCUCUCCUGGAGAACAUACUCCGACUCCUACUGUUCGCACACUACUGUUACACACGAGGUCACUGCUCUGACGGCAGACUCAAAGUUUUAGAGUUCUGCAAAGCGAAAGCUCCAAAACUAGCUCAAGCUGGAUUUUGUCAGCAACUUGUUGACCUGUUCUUCGAGGCGGAGCAAUUCAGCGACAUGAUGUACAUCUGUGAUCUGGUGUAUAAUCACAAUAAAUUUGCACUGUUUAUUCAGCACCCCCACGCCAGUAAGAAACCUCACUUCCAGUGCGCCCUACUCGCCUAUCUCCAGCAGCAGCACCCAGAUGAUGAGCUCAACCGAGAGUCUCUCUGUAUGGAGUUCAACAGACAUCUGGAGAUUGCGAAGAUAUACCUGAGAAGAGCUCAGGUUAUGGCCGCAGACAAGAGCUCCUCGAUUGAGCGGAUGGAGGAGUGUGUAAAGAGGUACUCCAAAGCAGCUAGACAUUACAAGUUAGAUCAGGCAUUUGAGAAGCAGAUAGAAUGCACAAAACAAGCUCGCUUGGUGAGCUUGCAGAUUGUUUAUAAAAGACAGCUGUCUAACAUGAACAUUCUAAACCUAUCAUCGGAUCAGGUCAGAAACUUUCUGACCAAAAAUCCUAACUUCCACGAAUCAUACGUUGUUGCUGCUGCUUACAACGUCACCGAUCUGACUCCAUUCGUGUUUCGCAUGGCAAUCAUUGAAGAAAAUAUGGACUAUUUUGAAGAUUAUAGAGCUCUCCAUUUCAUAGAUUCAAACUUCUUUGAAGGAAUAUGUGUUCAUGCUCAGAAAGCUAGGAGGCUUGACGAGAUUGCGACUAGAAAUCUUAUUGCGAUCUUGUCCCAUUGCAAAAACAACAGACUGAGGCGAUCGAUUGCUCAAAAAUUGUCGUUGCCUUCUAACUUAAUUUGAUUAAAUGUCUUCUGUGUACUUUAAUUGUAAAUAUCACUAGAUAUGAUUUGUAAAAGCAAGGAAUUAUAAUUUAAUUGAGCGU